Messenger RNA from Porites lobata, 2356 nucleotides. The record is from the annotation of a GenBank genome assembly. Lineage: Eukaryota; Metazoa; Cnidaria; Anthozoa; Scleractinia; Poritidae.
AUGGUUGGCGUUUGCAGCACAUUUGCUUUUGGGGCUGAAACAACUGUAGAGGAGCUGAAAAACUGCUCUAAAAACGAAAACACUGCGAAAAGCACUGGUUUUUGGCUCUCAGUUUGGAAGAAUUGGUGCGCAGACAAAGAAGUUACUGAUGAAAAAGAAAAUUAUGAGGCUGCUGAGCUUAACACUUCACUCGAGCAUUUCUACGCCGAAGUAAACAAUAAAAAAGGUGAAGAUUAUGAACCAGAAAGCCUUAAAGUAAUGAUGGCAUCGCUUGAUAGACACUUAAAGAACAAAGGCUGCCUCCCAUCCAUUGUACGUGACCGAGAAUUUAGUUCGUCCAAAGAGGUGUUGGAGGACAACGCGAAACAGCUUCGCUUGGCUGGCCAUGGUAAGCGCCCAAUCAAAGCUCGGCAAGUAUCAGAGGAGGAAGAAGAAACUCUCUGGAAGAGAGGAAACUCGGAGGUAAUAACCCAGAAUCUUUAAUUCUUUAAUCUGUAGCUUGCAAACUUUAAAAACAUCGAGCAAAAUGUUGUUUUGACUGCACGUGUGAUGAUAUUUGCAGCAUCUGAAUAAUUCAUUUUUGCACGUAGUCUACGCGUGUUGACUCCCUAUCAAAGUGAUUUUAAAGCUAUCUCACAAUUUUUUCAUGAAUAUUAUUAAUAAGCAAUCACAUGAUUUUUCUCGUGCAAUUUGGAAUAAAUAAGCACUCGUAAAUUUUUUCAAAGACCACAAAUUGCACAACCCCUACGGGCUCGUGCAAUUUUGUUAACCUUUGAAAAAAUUUACUCGUGCUUAUUCAUUCCAAAUUGCACUCGAAAUGCGUUGAUUACCUGCACAAAUUUGUCUUCUCCUGCUGUGGUACCAAAGCCAGCUUUGGGCUAUUUGGUGAUAAUUAAACUCUUUUUGGCAUAAUGUUCUCCUUGUCUUUCAUAAGCGCUUUUUUCACAGGGAUUUGAGACUUUUUUACAGUAGUUUAAUUUAGGACUGAAACCAACACAAAAUUUAUCACAAAUUGCUGGACAUGCAUGUAAGGAGGGACUAGUUGCCGGUAUUCCUGGGAAACCAAGUGGACCCGGUAGUCCAGGGGGUCCUGCAGCUCCCUGAUCGCCUUGAUCCCUGGUGCUAUCUAGGUGGACGCGGUCAGCAGUGCUUGGUCCACGGUUUCACUUCAAGUCGUUCUCCAGUUCCAUCAGGAGUGCCUCAGGGCAGUAUCCUCGGUCCCCUGCUGUUUUUAGUUUAUGUGAACGAUCUCCCGCCGGUGAUACAGAAUCGUAUCGCACUCUCCGCUGAUGACUCAAAAUGUUCCAGUAUCAUUAAGAGUCUACAAGAUUGUGGGUCACUCCAAAAGGACCUGGACAGUCUGCAUAGCUGGAGCGAUAAUUGGCACCUAAAGUUAACACCUCGAAAUGUGAGGAACUAACCGUCACACGUAAGCGCCACCCAUUUGGCUCAGAUUACAAGUUCAACAACAACUCACUUGAACACGUCACUCAGGUUAAAGACCUCGGGGAGACUAUCUCGCCGGACCUCACAUGUGAUACUCACAUUAACACCAUCUUAGCUAAGACCAAUAGGAUGCUGGCAUUUUUACGCCGCAAUAGUGUUAUGUCCACUACAGACCAUAGGAAAUUACUAUAUCUCACGUUUGUAAGAUCAUGUGUUGGCCAUACUAGCGAGUCAUGGGCUCCCAGUACGAUAUGUAGUGUAAUAAAAAUAGAGUCUUCAAUGCAGGGCAAAAAAAUUCAUCUUAAAAACGCACUGGCAAAGGGAUAUUUCUUAUCAUGAGCGCUUUUCUCGCCUGAAUCUCCUACCGUUAACAUACUGGCAUGAAGUGAAAGACUUAAUUUUUUAUUUCAAGUGUCGCCAUGGCCACUACACGUUACGCAUAGAUGAUUACGUCAAGCCUAAAGGCACUCGUCUCACUCGCCAAAGCUCUGAUCAAGACGUACUAAUUCCCAAGUGCUGCACAAAGCUCUUUCAAUUUAGUUACUUUAACCGUAUUGCUAAACUCUGAAAUACGUUACCUGAAUCCACUCGUACUCUCACUUGUCUUAAUCGGUUUAAAUCUCACGCACUUCAACGCUAUUCGGCUACUUUUCGUACAAACUAUGACGUCACUCACUAUAACACCUGGAAGUCGAUCUGCUGCAAAUGCAGUAGGUCACGAAUCUUCUACUAGCUGGCAACUGCUGCUACUGAGACUUUUUCUCGACUGCGGGAGUGAUUCAUUCUCAUCGUUUUUGGAAAUAGGAUUUUUAUACUUCUUAUAAUGUUUAAGAGCGACGGUCAGGAAAUAUCGACCAUCGAGUGGCAAGAGUUGAAAAAUCGAUUUCCUUCAUUGUUUGUUCAUAAAUAG